This is a messenger RNA of Paraphaeosphaeria sporulosa, 936 nucleotides long. RefSeq lists its product as uncharacterized. The record is from RefSeq and is a predicted model, not a curated record. NCBI's taxonomy places the organism in Eukaryota, Fungi, Ascomycota, Dothideomycetes, Pleosporales, Didymosphaeriaceae. Bases 1 to 936 code for a protein of 311 amino acids. The transcript has a single exon.
AUGGAGGACGCCUACACUCACGCUCUUGCACAUCUACCCACGCGCUUACACACCUACAACGUCACCACAAUUGAGGACGGUAUCGACGACGACGAGCGAUGCCUUCUCUGCUGGCGCAGUUUCAACGAAGAUGAGGACAGUGACCCUCACGAACGACCUUGCAAGCCCAUACGCCUCGAACCAUGUGGUCAUAUCAUUGGCGAUCAGUGUCUGCAGCGUUUGAUCGAACACGGCAUCCGCAAAUGUCAGCUGUGUAUGAGCCCUAUCCGUCUCCUAGCCCGCGCAAACCUCCCUUCCUGGUUGAUGAUUCUGGCAGAUCUCCACCUGUAUAGCAAGUUCAACGCAGCAUGCACAAAAGAGGUCGUACGUACGGAUCAUGCACAGUCGCUCGCACAACAUCAUAAAGAACUUCUCGAUGAGACAAUCAGCGCCAAAUAUGCCUUGUGGCUCUGGCUUAUCAACAUGUGGGGCCUGGUCAUGUUGGCUUUACCCGAGCUCGCAUUCGCCGUACUGUUCGCCUAUGGCAGGCAGAUAGUGACAUUCGAACUCUGCCACUUGUCGGUUCUAGUGCCCAAGUCAGGAGCGUUUGGAUGGCACAGCUUUUGGAUACGUGUGGAAUUUGUUGCAGAUAUAUGCGGACGGUCUUGGCCCCAGGAGUUCGCGGUGCUACUCAUCCAUCUCAUCGUCCUUCUUCUUGCGAUGUGGAAGUGGGGUCCAGAGCGUGUUCGCCAUGAGUUCGCGCGUCGUUUUCGUAUCCGUACUGCGCUUAUCGGACCUUCAGUAUUGCGUAAGGUCAUUGGGCAGAAAGCGUCUCUCCUGAUCCUCUCGGGGCUGGGCUUCUCUGUAUUGAUGUACGUGGCAAUCACAGCAUUGCUGAUCUGGUACGUCAAAGCAGCCGUGCGGACCCGCACAACGACACGUCCCAAGUCGGACUGA